UGUCAGCGCCUUUAAAAAGGCAGCGGGAGCCACAGGGACAGCACUGCUCACCACGAGCUGGCUCGAGAGAGAAUCGGCGUCAGUGGCUGGAGAUAAGUAGGGGAGAGGAAAGAGACUACAGCGAUAGGCGUGCAAGGCAGAGCUGGAAGGGGUCCACUCCAGAACGAAUCACUUGCAACCGGCGAAUAAUUCAAACAGUUUAGGGAAGGGAAGAGGUCCAGGAGCUUAGAUACAUAUCACAGCCGGGUGUGGUAAGUGUUGGGUUUUGCGCAUCCUUUGUCAAACACUUUUGAUUCCCCCCCCACCCCGCUCCGAUAACUUUGGGCUAUAAUAUCCACGUAAAAGUAGAACGCCGGCCAGCAUUUGCAGAGAUUUAGAGAUGGAGAGUAGCAGCAGCAGCAGCAUCGUGAAGGGCAAGCUGAGGUCCCUGGACGAGCUGAUCUCGGUGCUGCAUGAACUCUUCUCGGGGGACAAGGUGGACGUGGACGAGGUGAAGGCUGUGAUGGCUUCAUACCCGCACGAUGCGACCGACUGGGAACGCUUCGCCAAGUUUGACAAGUUUCGGUAUACGAGGAACCUGGUUGAUGAAGGCAAUGGAAAGUUCAAUCUCAUGCUGCUCUGCUGGGGAGAAGGUCAUGGCAGCUCCAUCCAUGACCACAUGGACGCCCACUGCUUCGUGAAGAUCAUGCAGGGCCAGCUGAAGGAGACGAUGUACGAGUGGCCGACACCCAGCACCAAGAAACAGGAGCUGAUCAAGAAGUCUGAGAAUCUGUACUCUGAGGAUCAAGUCACAUACAUCAAUGACAGCAUUGGACUGCACCGAGUUGAAAAUGUGAGCCACUCGGAGACGGCGAUCAGUCUGCACCUCUACAGCCCUCCCUUCAGCAGCUGUCAUUGCUUCGAUGAGCGCACAGGCCACAAGAAUGAGGUCCAAAUGACCUUCUACAGCAAAUACGGCGAACGCACACCCUUCGAGGUCAAAGCCACUGCUGAGGACAACUAAGCAACCUCCAUCAAGAACUAGUUCUGGCAAGAGGUGGAUUGGCAAAACAUCACAACGAUCAGUUAAUCACCAACAUUGACUUGUUUUUUUUCCCAGGACUGUGUGCUCAGAACGUUUAUCAAAAGGCUGAAGCUGCAAUGUCACUAAUUUUAAGUCACUUUUAACAAACUUUACUUUUUCAUUCAAUUGCAAACGUUUUGUAAACCUGUUAAUGCUCCAGUGAGAGGUCACUGGAGCGCAUUGCUUGAGAUGUAAUGAUUAUUGCUAUUAUUUCAUUGUGCUUGAAGCUUUAGCAUUGGUAGAUACUAGCUUAAUUUGACAGUAAGAAACCAUGAGAUACCAUUUCGGCUAAUAAAAUGAAAAUGGUCACGUUUUCUACAAGUACAGUAAUGUAGGUGGUGAUCAUAGCACCUAUUGUUAGUUUGCCCAUCUGCUUAUUUUAUGAACAAACAUCAUCAUUCUGUUCGGAUUGACGUCAAAUCACGUGAGUUACAAAUAUUCUGGGCCAAUCGCAAUGCAGAAAAUGUUAGUAUGUUCAUACUGCAAGAGUCAAAAGUGUGACAGAUGGAAGGUAGGGAAGUAUGUCCUUCGUGUUAUGCACUGUAGAAUGUACAGCCAGAAUAAUUGUUUUUCAUAUAUGCAUUAUACUGUUAAAGUUAAAUGGUCAUUGGAGUACAAAAUAACAAUUUUUACAAUGUCAGUAUCACUGAUUUUAAAUGAUGAUGUAAAUUUAUUUUAAUGCACAAUAACUGCAAUAUAUGCAAUCGAUCUUCAUUUGAGUUUUUUUGAAAAAUGGCUUUUUAAAAAUGUGUAAUUCGUAUUUUAUCAUUCAAAUCUGUGGAUCGUGGGGUGGGGGAUGUGGAGGGUGUUAACAGGAAAUAUAUAUUUUUUUCUCUUGUUUAUUUUCUUAUUCAGGAGUGUAUUGUGUGGAGGUUUACGUUUGAAAUCUGUGUCCCAUUUGUGAAGUUUAUUAAACUGUCAACACUAUUCUCUCUCCUUUCGCUUACGCAACUAGACCGUAACACACAUCGUACGAAAACAAUGAUCCCGUAGCGUCAUGCAGACAAUUCAUGUGCGUUUUGAAUUUCGCUAUCUGGCGAAGAAAAGCCUAUUUAAGAUAAGGCGGUCACAAGCAAAUAAGAGAGUUUAUGGGAGGUUAGGUAUGGCCAUGCAAGGGAGAAUGUUUAAAGAUAGGUGGUAUCUAAGCGAGAACCCUAACAAAUUCUAGAUUUAAAGCUUUCGUGACUGCUAGGAUCCAUACUCUUUGGUUCUAUUGGAUAAAGUCACGUAGGUGAAAAUAAAAUAACAAAAAAUCACGUGACUUUACCCAAUAGAACCAAAGAGUAUUAACCCUAACAAAAUUCUCAUUCAUAGUGUAUCGUUUUACCCUUAAUUACAUCACGAUUAAAUACAUUCAAUACAUCACGGAAGAAAAAACUAUCGUUUAGAUUUUUAAACGGAGAAAUUGUGAACAUUAUCCGCACACUAAAACACUAAAUUAAAAACUAUUUUAAAGUUUUCCUUCCGACUGAUGAUGCGACCAAUGUCAAGUUAUGAAAUACAUGUCUGCUGGGAACAUCUGUGUUUUUGAUAUAAGUACACAUUACGAUGUUUUCCCACAUUCAUUGGCCCGUGAAGUCUUCUUCAUUAAUUUACCUCAAUUAACGACAUGGCACUGCAUAUACAGUAAUGAUGUAAAUCUUGUUCAAUCACUUUUCACACUUGGGUGGAUUUUAGGGCUGGCCUUACAAUGCAUUCAAUCCUUGUACUUUUUUGGUUUAAAAUGUUUCUAAAAUAAACUA
Messenger RNA from Petromyzon marinus (sea lamprey), 2805 nucleotides. RefSeq names its product cysteine dioxygenase type 1 (gene CDO1). NCBI's taxonomy places the organism in Eukaryota, Metazoa, Chordata, Hyperoartia, Petromyzontiformes, Petromyzontidae. Gene Ontology annotation, molecular function: ferrous iron binding; cysteine dioxygenase activity. The record is from RefSeq and is a predicted model, not a curated record. Gene Ontology annotation, biological process: L-cysteine catabolic process.